CGCUCUCCUUUCUUCUUGUCCGUUCCAGUUUCGACAGUAAUGUCAUCCUUGCGCAGGGCUGCCCUCUCCGCUAGCCGCCUUUUCAGUUAUGGUUUUACAAACUGCAUGCCCUUUAACAAGUCCCUCUACCAGUUUUCCUCCAUUCGAUCCAUUUUCGCCUAUCUAACCUCUAAGAGCAAACUUGCCCCUUCUGCUGGCGGCCGCAUCAUUGCCGUAAUUGGGGCAGUCGUUGACGUUCAGUUUGAUGAUAAAUUGCCACCUAUUCUCAAUGCCAUGGAAGUUAUAGGUCGAGAACCCAAGUUAAUUCUGGAGGUGGCUCAGCAUCUCGGUGAAAAUACUGUCCGUGCUAUUGCCAUGGAUGGUACCGAGGGCCUUGUCCGUGGCCAAAAAUGCGUUGAUACUGGUUCUCCUAUUAGCAUUCCCGUUGGUCCCGAGACUCUAGGAAGGAUUAUGAACGUUAUCGGUGAUAGCAUCGAUGAGCGUGGUCCUAUCAAAACAUCCAUGAAAUCUGCUAUUCAUCGGGAAGCCCCUGAUUUUGUUGACAUGAGUACCGACCAAGAGAUCCUUGAAACAGGCAUUAAAGUUGUUGACCUCCUCGCUCCGUAUGCUAAGGGUGGCAAGAUAGGUCUCUUCGGUGGUGCGGGUGUUGGCAAGACUGUCUUGAUUAUGGAGCUUAUUAAUAAUAUCGCUCGUGCGCAUGGUGGCUACUCUGUAUUUGCCGGCGUUGGGGAGAGGACUCGUGAGGGUAAUGAUUUGUACCAUGAAAUGAUAACUACGGGUGUGAUUGAUCUUAAGGGAAAUGCCUCUAAGGUUGCUCUUGUCUAUGGCCAGAUGAACGAACCACCUGGAGCUCGCGCUCGUGUAGCCCUUAGCGGCCUUACUGUGGCCGAGUAUUUUAGGGACCAGGAGGGCCAGGACGUUCUUCUUUUCAUUGACAAUAUUUUCAGAUUCACCCAAGCUGGGUCAGAAGUGUCAGCUCUUCUUGGUCGUAUCCCAAGCGCCGUUGGAUAUCAGCCUACUCUAGCCACUGAUAUGGGUACUAUGCAAGAAAGAAUAACUACUACCAAAAAAGGCUCUAUCACGUCCGUUCAAGCUAUUUAUGUACCUGCUGAUGAUCUAACUGAUCCUGCCCCUGCCACUACAUUCGCCCAUCUCGACGCGACUACUGUCCUCAGUCGUGGUAUUGCCGAGUUGGGCAUAUAUCCCGCUGUCGAUCCUCUUGAUUCUACUAGCCGUAUCUUAGAUCCCAAUAUUGUUGGCGAAGAGCACUAUUCCGUUGCCCGUGGCGUUCAGAAGAUUCUUCAAGAUUAUAGAUCCCUUCAAGAUAUCAUUGCUAUCUUAGGUAUGGAUGAAUUAUCAGAAGAAGAUAAGUUAACCGUCUCCAGAGCAAGAAAGAUCCAAAGGUUUUUGAGCCAGCCCUUCCAAGUCGCUGAGGUCUUUACUGGACACGAGGGGAAGCUUGUUCCUCUCCAAGAGUCUAUUAGAGGCUUUAAGAAGAUCAUCGAUGGCGAAAUGGAUCAUCUGCCUGAAAUCGCCUUCUACAUGGUUGGCGCCAUCGAAGACGUUGUUGCCAAAGCUGGUCGAAUAGCCGAAGAAUCUAAAUGA
Molecule: messenger RNA, 1605 nt
Organism: Protopolystoma xenopodis
Lineage: Eukaryota; Metazoa; Platyhelminthes; Monogenea; Polystomatidea; Polystomatidae
Source: the annotation of a GenBank genome assembly